Solanum verrucosum is the source of this 714-nucleotide messenger RNA. RefSeq lists its product as uncharacterized. The transcript is spliced from 3 exons. The coding region runs from base 1 to 714 and encodes 237 amino acids. NCBI's taxonomy places the organism in Eukaryota, Viridiplantae, Streptophyta, Magnoliopsida, Solanales, Solanaceae. Gene Ontology annotation, molecular function: nucleic acid binding. The record is from RefSeq and is a predicted model, not a curated record.
AUGUCAUCAGAAGUUGGAGGUCACCAUGGUGGUGUUCGUACCGCCGCUAAAGUUCUUCAGAGUGGAUACUACUGGUCGUCACUCUACAAGGAUGCACAUCAGUUUGCAAAGAAAUGCUCUAAAUUGGCAACCCCAUAUCAUUCCCAAACAAGUGGCCAAGUCGAAGUGUCGAAUCGGGAAAUCAAAAGCAUCUUGGCAAAGACAGUAAAUGUCAAUAGCACUGACUGGUCUAGGAAACUCGAUGAUGCAUUAUGGGCAUAUCAGACUGCAUACAAAACACCUAUCUGGAUGUCUCUAUAUCAGUUGGAUUAUGGUAAGGCUUCUCAUUUGCCCAUCGAAUUAGAACACAACGCAUUGUGGGCAUUGAAAGCUUUAACUUUGGACUGGUCAAAAACUUCAAGAGAGAGAGUAGAGCAGCUAAACGAACUGGAUGAAUUUAGACUUAGAUCAUAUGAAAGUUCAGUCAUCUAUAAUGAGAAGAUGAAGAAAUGGCAUGAUGCUCGGAUACUCAAGCGAGAUUUGAAGGUAGGAGAUUGGGUUUUGCUAUACAACUCUCAACUUAGACUCUUCCCCGGAAAGCUCAAAUCCAAAUGGUUUAGACCGUUUAGAGUAACGCAAGUGUUCAUCAAUGGUGCCAUAGAAGUUGAAGAUCAGGAAGGACCUCCAUUUACAGUGAACGGCCAACGUCUAAAAUUGUAUCUGGGGGAUUGUUAA